AUGUCGGACACUGUGACAAGAAUCACACAUCAAUCCUAUGGAAAUCGAGUAUCUGCUGCUUGUGGUGCCAUCAUUUUCUGUCCGGUAUUUGUGUACUUGGGAUCCUGGUUGCUGAUAUGGAACGAAGGAUUCUCCAUCAAACAACACAGAGCUCUGACGGAAGGAAGCAAAUUGGUGGUGGAUGUGACGAAUGUAGACGUCAUCAAUCCGUCGUUGGAUCAUUUGCCAAUACAUUUUACUGGAUUAGCAACCACAGAUUCCUCUCCCCUUGUGGAUCCCUUAUUUGGAGUUUCGCCGUCCUCCGAAGGAGCCCUGAAGUUACAACGGCAUGUGGAGAUGUAUCAAUGGACCGAGUCCAGUCAUUCCGAAACCAUCAAGAAUCCCGAUGGAUCCACAGAUACCGUUACUACCUAUACAUACUCCACGGAAUGGGAAGAUCAAGUCAUUUCCUCCGAUAGCUUUGAAACAUCCUCAGGGCAUGAAAAUCCUUCCGGCAUGCGGUUCGACUCGGCAACCUUUACUGCGGACACGAUUCAUGUCGGAGCUUAUCCACUGACCCAAGAGGUUUUGAGUCAAAUGGAUUGGUUCCAACCAAUUUCGCGCGAGUACUUGACUACGGAUGAGAUACCAAAUCAAGAAUUGCAAUCCGAAACCAUUCUCCAUCACAAUUACUUUUACUACUGCUACUCAAGCCCCAGGUGGCCCCACGUGGGGGACACUCGAGUAUCAUUUUCUCAAGUGCCCUCUCAAGUCAUUAGCGUAGUGGCACAGCAAAGCAAUGGUGUGCCGACAAGCUACAGAGCUUCCAAUGGGAAUAGUUUCUUGCUAGUCGAACAAGGAGAAACUAAUACUGAAGUCAUGUUCGAACAUGCCCAUAGGGCUGUUUCCCUUCAAACUUGGCUGCUGCGUCUAUUGGGUUUUGUCAUUAUUUGGAUUGGGUUCAAGUCACUACUGGAGCCGUUGGCCGUAUCGACCAGUUUUAUACCUUGCGUUGGCUACUUGACGGAACGAGUCACCAACAGUGUCAGUUUUCUGCUGGGAUUCUGCGUCUCGAUUCUCAUUAUUGCCGUGGCGUGGUUGGCCUAUCGGCCAGUCUUGUCGGCAUCGCUCAUACUCUUGGCACUCUGUUGUGGAUUCUGUGGAAUGCCUCAUAACGACGAGGAGCCACCAACGAACCAAACUGAAAAAAUGGGUGGAUGGUACGAUGAGAUUCCAACUGCUCAGGCUGUUCCUGUCCAAGAUGACUAUGGUAGAUAUGAUUAUGAUGCGUCGGGAUAUCAACAACGAGAGACAUCCUACUCGAAUAUCACGCCUAUACCCGUCUCUCAUGCUAUGUCGUAUGGGGCAACCGCUCCGCCAAGGAACUUGGCAUUUGGUGCAACGGCCCCGCCAAGUAGUAUGGAAAAGUAA
Cylindrotheca closterium is the source of this 1410-nucleotide messenger RNA. The record is from the annotation of a GenBank genome assembly. Lineage: Eukaryota; Bacillariophyta; Bacillariophyceae; Bacillariales; Bacillariaceae.